AUGUCUAGUUCAAACAACGACUAUUUCAACAAACAAAGAGAUAUACUAAUUCAAGAAAUAUCAAAUAAUUUAUCCGAGGUUUUCACCAACUUAGAAACCCUAAAUCGGUCUUUGAACGAAAGUAUACAAAUCGGCAAAGAAUUUGAUGAUGUUGGUAGGUUAUGGCGUACAUUCUACGACGGAAUGAAUAAAUUGAAAGAUGAAACAUCCAUGAGGGGUAAGUCAAAUGAAGAAGAGGAAGCUGAGAGGCGAGCUGGUGCAGGUUCCGAGUAG
This is a messenger RNA of Lodderomyces margitis, 273 nucleotides long. RefSeq names its product Dad1p (gene DAD1). The record is from RefSeq and is a predicted model, not a curated record. Bases 1 to 273 code for a protein of 90 amino acids. Gene Ontology annotation, cellular component: DASH complex; mitotic spindle; mitotic spindle pole body. The transcript has a single exon. Lineage: Eukaryota; Fungi; Ascomycota; Pichiomycetes; Serinales; Debaryomycetaceae.